Messenger RNA from Carassius carassius (crucian carp), 2277 nucleotides. Its product is annotated as neuronal calcium sensor 1-like. The coding region runs from base 538 to 1110 and encodes 190 amino acids. The record is from RefSeq and is a predicted model, not a curated record. Gene Ontology annotation, molecular function: calcium ion binding; calcium sensitive guanylate cyclase activator activity. NCBI's taxonomy places the organism in Eukaryota, Metazoa, Chordata, Actinopteri, Cypriniformes, Cyprinidae. The transcript has 7 exons.
GAGAGAGCGAGCCAGCGAAUGCGUAUGCAUGUCUGAGUCAGGAAGUGAAUCGAUUCCUCUUCCAGUGGAUCGAGCCAGACAGCAGUCAGCACCCAAUUGAAGAGCGCCUCUUCUGGGCUCAAGUGCUGCUCAGAGCCACUGAUUCCACAAGGGAACCGCAGACACUGGCAGGAGGACUGGAGGAGGUGGUGGAAAGGGGAGGAGUGACACCGGUUAACAGAUUAAAGCCCUCUCCUGUUUCUCUCUCUCUUUCAUUCCCUCCGAGUGAGGAGAGACAACUCUAGAUACUGCAUACUGUAAUCAGAUUGCUUCGGUGUAAUUUGGUCCUCUCAAUUACUUGUCCUUUCUUCAGUUUUUAAACUGUUGCGGUCUGGAGGAAAUGCAGGGCACGAUUCAAAAGGACUAGUGCAUCUCUUGUGCUGCCGCCUCUUUCUCCCUCUGUCCUUCUUUCUCUCUCUCUCUUUAAAUGUAAGUGGAAGGUGAUUGGGGGGGAGUGAAUUAGGGAGCGAGGAUAACCCGUUGCGGCCAGCUGGAGAGAUGGGCAAAUCCAACAGCAAACUAAAGCAUGAGGUAGUGGAAGAGCUGUGCAGAAAGACCUAUUUCACAGAGAAAGAAGUUCAGCAGUGGUAUAAGGGUUUUAUCAAAGACUGUCCCAGUGGUCAGUUGGACGCAGCUGGCUUUCAGAAGAUUUACAAGCAAUUCUUCCCCUUCGGUGAUCCCACCAAAUUUGCCACCUUUGUCUUCAAUGUCUUUGAUGAAAACAAGGAUGGACGAAUUGAGUUCUCAGAGUUCAUUCAAGCUUUGUCUGUCACAUCCAGAGGGACGCUGGAUGAAAAACUCAGAUGGGCCUUUAAACUUUAUGAUCUUGAUAAUGAUGGCUACAUAACCCGAGAUGAGAUGCUGAACAUCGUGGAUGCCAUCUACCAGAUGGUGGGGAACACAGUGGACUUACCUGAGGAGGAAAACACACCAGAGAAAAGAGUCGACCGCAUCUUUGCUAUGAUGGAUAAGAAUGCAGAUGGGAUGUUGACUCUGCAGGAGUUUCAGGAGGGCUCCAAGGCAGACCCCUCUAUUGUACAAGCACUCUCCCUUUAUGACGGCCUGGUGUAGGCCCAUCUCAAAGUGGCGUUCAGUGAGUCCCAUUUCCCAUUUUCCCAAAUGCUGAUAACAGCCAUGUACCAGCCUGCUGACUACAGUGAAUAUUCUUAAUGUGCACAUCAGUGUAAAUAUAGUGUUAUUUAUAUAAUGUUAUAUUAUGUAUUGUUUUGGAUCAUCUUUCAUUUUUAUAUUUUCAGUUAAAAUUUUAGUUAAUUUUGUUGUGUGGUUUUCAAGUACCUAAAAUAAUUGUUAAUAGUUUUCAUUUGAGCUAAACAACUGCUAAAACUGGCAUGUCUUUACAAUAUUUUUCAAUACAAUAAAAUUCUUUACAAAAAACUUACUUUUCAGUUCAAACUGAAAAAAUGCAAAAAGAAAGAGAAAAGGUUGUACUUCAAAAUGCUAGAGGUAAAACUGUAAAAACCUUGAAAAAAAUAUGAUCUGCUCUCUGCCUUUUUUAUGUUUAAUUAUUCACUUUAGGCUUUUACAGUUACUUCUGUUUGAAAGCACUGAUUAGAUUAACUGUAAUUACCGCAAUUCAUUAUUCAUAUACCAGCUCAGUGUGAAUUUAAAGUUUCUGUUUUUCAUUCAUAUCCAUAUACUAGGUAAUCAAUACAGUCCAUUUAUAUCAUCCUGCCGGCACUGUGAGAGGAAAACUGACCUGCCACCAACCUCUUGGACAUACCAAGUGCCAACACGAAGGUGCAUUGUAGGUGUUGUUCUUAAGAGGGGAUCAGCUGUCAGUCACUCAUCUCCACUGUCACUGGAAAACUCCAAAAUCCACUCAAGACAACAUGAACCCUUGCAGAACUCAUUUGGGAUGAGUGAUGUACAUUAAAAGAACCUCAUGAGAGUCUAAUGGGUAUAGUCCCCUUUUUGUAAAGAAGACACUCAAUAUGGACGGUGACUUUGAGGACAUCCACAUCAGUGUUAUUAAAUGUAAAACUCAAAUAUUCGAAACACCAAUGAAUGAGUUCCUUAUAUUGCUGUGGACUUUGUCAUAGGACCCAGCUGGAUUUUGGUCUAGCCUUCACUACAUGAAGAGCAAAGAUCCAUUUGCAGCGUUCCAUGGGGCUUCAGCGAGCACUGGCAUUGAACAACAUGCGUCUAGCUGUAUUUAUUUAUAGAACCUUUCUAUUUAAAUUAGCAGUCUUCAACAAUAAACAAAAACGUAUAAAUCUC